AUGGAGAGGAUUUAUAAUGCUAAGAGGUGCCCAAAGGAGAAUAGGUUGGCCUACAUUGAGUAUUUACUGACUGGUGAGGCUAGCCAUUGGUGGAGCAACAUGAGAUCCUUGUUAGAGAGCAGUGAUACUCAGAUUACUUGGGAGUUGUUCAAGAAGAAGUUUUACACUGAGUACUUUCUUGAUAAUGUGUGGUUUGCUAAAGAGGUUGAGUUUCUUCAGUUGGUGCAGGGUGGUAUGUCGUUUUCUGAGUAUGCUGACAGGUUUAAACAUCUUAUCCGAUUCCACACAUUAGCCAUGGAUGAGGAGUGGCGAUGUAGAAAGUUUGAGAAUGGUUUAAGAGGUGACAUCAAGUUGUUGGUUGAUGGCUUAUGUAUUAAGGAGUUUCCUGCUUUGGUAGAGAGAGAGCAAGAGUGCUUGAGAAGCUAA
This is a messenger RNA of Vigna umbellata (rice bean), 426 nucleotides long. RefSeq lists its product as uncharacterized. The record is from RefSeq and is a predicted model, not a curated record. Lineage: Eukaryota; Viridiplantae; Streptophyta; Magnoliopsida; Fabales; Fabaceae.